Molecule: messenger RNA, 1020 nt
Organism: Gongylonema pulchrum
Lineage: Eukaryota; Metazoa; Nematoda; Chromadorea; Rhabditida; Gongylonematidae
Source: the annotation of a GenBank genome assembly
AUGGACAAGACAACUGUCGCGAACGCUUCUCAAAAAGAUAACGCCGCCGCCACCACCACCACCACUAGCACGAGCAAGAGUACCGGCGCCAGUAGUUCGGGUCCCUCAGUCAGCGGCAGUUUGGGCUCCACAUCAAAGUGCAGUACGAUUCUCGAGACCAUACUGUGCGAAAUGGGCCAACAGAAGUUUGAGUGCGUUCAGCAUUCGACUGACGAUACACGUUGGAAAUUUCGCCAUCCGAACACGCCGUUGCUCGUUGAGAUCGAUCUUCGUAUAUAUGAUGAUGCAUCCGCGAAGUGUGCCCACGUAACAGCUAGCAUAUAUCAUCCAUCAGGACGUCGUUUUUUGGAGCCAGUGAUCUUAAAAGAAAGAAGUGAUGAUUUGCGAGAGAAGGUUGCUGAUUGGUUGGUCUCGCCGCUCAAAUUGGCCCUAUUUGGACAUGAGAACACAUUCCUACGCUUCUUGGGGAACAGCUCGGUUGCAGAACAUCUCUUCAUACUGUUGACCCCAAGGAGUAUACUGCGACUGGAAAGAAUCAACAAAUACGCUCUGGAAGUAUGCCGAAGUUCAAAAUUAGAAAGAGUUUGGCAAAUUUUCCUUGAACGAGAUUUUGGUAAAGGUAUCAUCAUCAAAAAAGGCGAGUCUUACCGUGAAGCAUAUAAAAGAAUGUACAGCGAACAGGCGCAGAGAAGACGGGCUGCUGCUAUUGAUUAUGAGCGAUAUCCGGUGGACCCGCACUGGAUUACUGAUCCGAAUCCGUCGUAUCCGAACAGACCGCGAAUAGAUCCAGACAUGCCUCAGGGUCCGUUUCACCCUCUACCUGCUCAUCCAUUCAUUCCGCCUAUGAAUCCCUUCCCGUCAGUGCCUCGCCCAGGAAAUCCUCUUGAGCCGAAUCCUCUUGAUCCUCUCCGUGGAAGCGAGUUGUUGCCAAGUCGUCCCAUUCGACCCAGUGGCAUGCCAAGGCAAUUGCCUCGUCGCGGUCCGGAUUUUCAGGACAGAGGCUUUGAUGGCUUUGUAUAG